AUUGCUGCUCUUAUCGCAUUCUUAACUCUGAAGAAACACAAAUUUGGAAAAUUUUUCCCCAUCUCAAUAUUACUUAUGGGGGUGAUAACUCCGGCAAUGACAGGUAUAGUGAGCAGUGCAGCUAUUGCAUUCGUCUACAGAGCAUCAAGUUUACCAAUGAACCCAUUGUAUGCACUUUUUUGGGGUUGUGGUCAAACUUUUUUAACAGGGUGUAUGGGUUUUACGAGGAUUCUGGCAACACUGUAGCUUCUCUACAAGAGAACUCAUAAUACGAGUUAUUUUUUUUUAUAAAUAAAUGUGAUGGUGCGAUAAGCAUAUGUAUAGCUAUGUUAACAAUAUGGAGGUUUUGUUAUAUACAACGUUUGUUAUGUAUAAAUCACACAUGUUAGACUAUUGUUUUGUAAAUAUUGUGCACUGUACAAAUUUUAGAAUAAGAUGAGUCAUAACGCCUAAGUCAAUAUUGUAUUUUUACUUUCAAUUCAAAAAUAUACGGCAAUAUAUAAUAA
This is a messenger RNA of Leptinotarsa decemlineata (Colorado potato beetle), 506 nucleotides long. Its product is annotated as transmembrane protein 170A. The record is from RefSeq and is a predicted model, not a curated record. NCBI's taxonomy places the organism in Eukaryota, Metazoa, Arthropoda, Insecta, Coleoptera, Chrysomelidae.